This is a messenger RNA of Momordica charantia (bitter melon), 1249 nucleotides long. RefSeq lists its product as uncharacterized. Lineage: Eukaryota; Viridiplantae; Streptophyta; Magnoliopsida; Cucurbitales; Cucurbitaceae. The record is from RefSeq and is a predicted model, not a curated record.
AUAAUUGUUUAGCAGUCCAAUGUGUGUGGUGCCGCAUUUCCCAAAGAAAUUAAGAAGAAAGAAACAGAGAGGCUCCGUAAACUGUAAAUCGCCUCCACUUCCUCAAUCGCUUUGUCUUCUUCUCUUCUCUCUUAAUUUUCGAAGCUGCAUUUAAGAUCCUCACGAUUCUUGUAUUUUUCUUGUUCGUUUCAAUUACGGGGCUCCCCCAACUUAAACUGAGAGGUGGAUUUAUCAGAAUCUUUCAAGAAACUCACGAGAUCUCCAUGGCUAAAGUGUGAUUUUACAGGAAGCGGCGCGGCGAGAGAGGGAGGCUAGGACGAUUUGGGGAUUUCUGAGCGAGCAAAUGGACGACGGUGUCGAUGGAGGAGGGAGGCGGCGGAGGACUCUUAAGCAACGCCUCGGAUUCAAGGUCAUGGGCUGUUGUGGUGGUGUUGCUACUUGGGGGUGUCGGCCGCCGGCGGUGAGCGUGAGAGGUGGAGACGACGACGACGACGACGAGGAUGACCGGAGAGUACCAGACGCGGAGGUGAUGAACACGCGCCCGUCUCCGGAGGAGAGGGAUUUGGAUCGGAGUUGCCUGAGUCCGUUUUCCGGUUCGUCUCCGGCGCCGUCGGGAAUGAACCUGGCCACCGCUCUGGCGGCGGAGCGUCGUUUAAGAGCGUCGCCACGAGGAGCGGAGGGAGGUUUGGUGGAACCUAAUAACGACGAGUUCGAUUCACUGGCCGGAAUAGCGGUAACCGGAACGCCGUUGAGAGUGUCGUUAUUGAGGCUUUUGGAAGAAACGGACGGCGGUGGCGGGGUGGCGGAAAAAAAGAGAGAAGAGGCGGGAAAUGAUUCGGUGUGCUGCGUGUGUAUGGGGAGAAAAAAGGGAGCGGCGUUUAUCCCAUGUGGGCACACUUUUUGCAGAGUGUGUUCGAGGGAGCUUUGGUUGAAUCGAGGAUCGUGCCCGCUUUGUAACCGUUCGAUCCUCGAGAUCCUCGAUAUAUUUUGAAGUUGCAUGAUAAGUAUGGUGCGGAUGACAACAGAGGAUAGCCGGUGACGGAAGUGCUUUUGCCUCAAGAUUCGAGACAGACUGUUUUCAUUGGACGGCACUGAACGAUGCCGUAUCUGGGCGACAUCUGGAUGCGGGUGAGAAAAUUUUCACUGUACGAAAUUAAAUUAUUAGUUUUGAUGUAAUUGAUAAAUUUAAACUUUAUAUACAGAGGGCUGAAGUUGAACAGCAACUAAUACUUUGGUUGGUGGUUGAUUU